Messenger RNA from Hirundo rustica (Barn swallow), 9335 nucleotides. RefSeq names its product piggyBac transposable element derived 5 (gene PGBD5). The record is from RefSeq and is a predicted model, not a curated record. Gene Ontology annotation, cellular component: nucleus. Gene Ontology annotation, biological process: non-replicative DNA transposition. The coding region runs from base 13 to 1692 and encodes 559 amino acids. NCBI's taxonomy places the organism in Eukaryota, Metazoa, Chordata, Aves, Passeriformes, Hirundinidae. The transcript is spliced from 7 exons. Gene Ontology annotation, molecular function: transposase activity.
GCGGCGGCCGAGAUGAUGGCGGAGGGCGGCGGCGGGCCGGCCCGCAGGAAGGCGCUAUCCCUGCUGGAGGCGGCCCGAUCCCGCUACGAGAGCCUGCAGAUCUCCGACGACGUCUUCGGGGAGUCGGGCCAGGACAGCAGCGGGAACCCCUUCUACAGCACCUCGGCCGACUCCCGCUCCGCCGCCUCCUCCCAGGACGAGGACGACGACGAGGAAGACCAGGGCCGCCCGGGGGUGCCGAGCCCGCGGGGCAGGGCGGCCCGGCGCCGCGCUCCCCGGGCGGCGGCCACCCCGGCGGAGCGGCGGCGGCAGCGGCAGGUCUGCGGCGGCAGCGCCGUCUCGGGCGGCCCCGGCCCUAUGGAGGAGGAGGAGGAGGAGGAAGCGGAGAAGGGAGGCUGGACCCGGUCGCUGCGAGACGUCCCACCCCCUCAUUUCAAGGAUGGCAGCGGUCCAACACGAAAAAUGCCCCUGACCGCCAGUGCCAUGGACUUUUUUCAGCUCUUUGUCCCCGACAAUGUACUAAAGAAUAUGGUGGUCCAAACCAACAUGUAUGCCAAGAAAUACCAGGAGAGGUUUGGUAGUGACGAUGCCUGGAUUGAUGUCACCUUGACAGAAAUGAAGGCCUUCUUAGGCUACAUGAUAUCAACCAGCAUCCACCACUGUGAGUCUGUUCUCAGCAUCUGGAGCAGCGGCUUCUACAGCAACAAGAGCAUUGCACUUAUCAUGACACAAUCAAGGUUUGAGAAGAUUCUGAAGUACUUCCAUGUUGUGGCCUUCCGUUCGAGCCAGACAACGCACAGCCUCUACAAAAUCCAGCCUUUUCUGGACUCUCUGCAGAAUGGCUUUGACUCUGCUUUCAAACCUUCACAAGCCCAGGUACUACAUGAGCCCCUGAUAGAUGAGGAUCCUGUUUUCAUUGCUACCUGUACAGAGAGGGAGCUGCGCAAGAGGAAAAAGAGGAAAUUCAGUCUUUGGGUUCGGCAGUGCUCAUCCACUGGUUUCAUCUGCCAGAUUUAUGUCCAUCUCAAAGAAGGGAGUGGUGCUGAUGGGUUGGAUGCUUUGAAGAACAAACCACAACUUCACAGUAUGGUGGCCAAAAGCCUUUGUCAAAACGCCUCUGGGAAGAACUACAUCAUCUUCACAGGCCCAAGCAUUACCAGCCUGAAUCUCUUUGAAGAAUUUGAGAAGCAAGGGAUUUACUGCUGUGGGUUGCUGAGCACCAGGAAGAGUGACUGCACAGGCCUACCUCCGUCCAUGCUGAACAAUUCUGUUACUCCACAGUCCAGAGGACAAUACAGAAUAAGAAUGAAGGGAAAUAUGUCAUUGAUUUGCUGGUACAAUAAAGGGCACUUUCGUUUUCUGACCAACGCCUAUUCUCCAGUUCAACAAGGAGUUAUAAUUAAGAGAAAAAGCGGAGAAAUUCCAUGCCCACUGGCAGUUGAAGCCUUUGCUGCUCACCUUAGCUAUAUCUGCAAAUAUGAUGAUAAAUACAGCAAGUAUUUCAUUUCUCACAAACCAAACAAGACCUGGCAACAAGUGUUCUGGUUUGCCAUCAGCAUCGCUAUAAAUAAUGCCUACAUCCUCUACAAAAUGUCAGAGGCCUACCAUGUGACAAGGUACAGCCGCGCACAGUUUGGUGAAAGACUUGUUAAGGAGCUUCUGGGCUUGGAGGACACCUCACCCACCCACUGAUGCUUUGCUCUUGGUGGCGUAGGCAGGGGCUGGAGGGAAAGCAGAAGAUACCGCGCCUGGAGCAACAAAACAAAGAACUUGUGACACCACCAGUGCUGUCAUCCAAAAAUGCCAAGUGAUGCCACUAGAGAGGUGCAAACUUUGUUCCUAGUAUCAGCUGGAUGUAAACAUGUCGUGCAGAAAGUGCCACUGGAAAAGCCGACACAAAUUUGCAUAUGUGAAUGCCCUGUGGGAAUCUGUACACCCAAACCAGACUUAAAUUAGCCAUCAUCUCAAAUGCUAUUUGUUGAAAACAGGGUCAUCUUGUAAAGUUCCUCUUGGGCCAAGAGCUUGUCAGAAGCUGGCACAGCUCAGCAGUCCUAGGUGGGUAUUACAGGAAACUCUGCACCUUCCUUGGCGUUAAUAAAUUCCGGGACAAGCCCCGUGAGGCUGCACCGUGGGCCGUGGCUGAGCGCGGCUGCCAUCCCGCGAGGCAUCGCUGCUGUCCUCCGGUGGGACAGGCGGAGCAGCCCAGCACAGGAACACCGCAGCAGGCAUCUUGACAAACACCACCUUCACAGGCAGGCAGCCAGGAACUGAGGACCGGUUGUGAUUUUUUCUUUCUGUGGGUUUUUUUUCCCCUUUGUUUUUAUUAAGGUAACACAAGACAAUUUGAUCCCAGUUAGAACAAAGGAAAAUUAGGAUAAACCAAUUAUAUUAUUGAAUUUAAAAUGACAAAUACAUUACACUGCUUUUCUUUUUUAACCAAGAUGAAACAUUUUGUACACAAACAGUGAUUAGUACUGUAAGUAUUAACAGUGAGUAAACCAGUAAGUAAUACUGCCUCACAUCUUAACUGCCACGGUCAGUGUACAGGUGAGAAAUCAAAAUAUAUCAACUAUAUUUUUUUCUUGAUUUCAACUGUAUCUUAAAUGUCGCUUAAAAAGCUAAUGUAAUGGACUGUUAAAGUUUUAAGAACAAUAAUUUCUUGCUUUUUCUUUGGUAACUGGACUUUUCUGGUCCACUUUAGAAUUUUGUUUGGCACACGGUUGGCAGAAAAAAAAAGUCACUAAUAGCCAAGUGUUUCCCAUUAUCACUGUGGGGUGUUCUGCAGGAAUUCUUUUUGGUAGAGUUCAGGGCUUGUCACAGUAGUUGUAAUUAAGCAGAUUACAUGUUUAGCAAAAUAGCGUAGCAUUGUGUCUUAGAAAAGGAAGGAAGUCCAGUUGCAACCAACCUUAAACCUUGCUAAAACAGAGCAAGUCCAAAGAGUUCUUCUGUUCUGAGUGACACUGUAGAGGACAAGCAUCAUUGUGAGCUGGUGGCCAAGGCCAUGUUUUGGUGCUCAUGGAAUCUGAAAGCCACCGGAGUUUCAGAAAACAAUGCCACGAGAGAGAGGUAUGAUUGAAACAAGGGAAUCAAUACUGAGGGGAAGUACUACCCUGCCCUCGACGCUUUAUUGAUUUCAGUCCACAACUCAAUCAUCAAAAAACUCUGUAUUCUGAAGGUUAGCAGUGAUGGGCACAAACAGAAUUGCAUUAACUUGCAGGGCAGAAAACCAUGUUGAUUAGAGGACCUCAAGCCUGAGAAGUUUUACUCCCAAAGAAUGACUCGAGUUGAUUCAAGAGGAAUGGAGUGAAUGAUUGAUUUAUCAGUGUAAAUCUUACCAGCUUACAUGUAUGUUUCUGACAAGAGGCAAUAGAGGGUAACCAGUCUGGAAACUCCUCAGAUUUCAUCAUUCUGUGACAUGCAAAUGCAAAGCAUGUAAAUAGUAACAGAGGAAGAAUCCAGCAGGGAUUAGUAAUUUAAUGACUAGCCCAUGGAGUAUCCUUGUACUGAAUCCUUUCUGUUUCCACCAAAGUCUUACUGUUUGAAAUAGACCUAGAGGCAGAUCUCACCUGGUUACAAGGAGAGAAGGGGAUGGUGAACUCCAUGGUGGUUCUGCAUGUGCUACAGCCUGGAGCCUGUCCCACACAUCCUGCUCUGCCUGCCAGCUGCACACUGAACAGCAGUGGGAUUCCUAAGCAUCAUUUUCACUUCUCAGUCCACAAGAUCUCCACCCAGGAAACAUGGGAGGAAGGACAAAACUUUUGCACUGAGGCCUCCUAACCACAAGACAAAGGGUGGAUUUGUACCACUCUAGCCCUUGACAGUGCCAAGCUGCACAGAGAACCAAGGAUGAGUUCAAAAUUUCUUGGCCCUGCAGAGAACUGAGACCAUCCCUCUUCAGGCUGAGUGUGUUUGAUAGCUGGUUCUUGUCAGUCUUGUAAGUAUUCAAAGGGAGGCAGCAGCUAGCCUGAAACAUGAAAAAUAAAUGUUCAGCAAUAUAAACCUACAGCUUUCUUUUUUUCAGGAAAUUUCACAGAGUGUUCUUACUGCUCCCUGCUUCAGACAAUGCCAGCCUGUAUUGGAUGGGGAAGUGUAGCUACUAGCUAAUUAUAUCCCAUACAUUUAUACUGGGGCAGUAAGGAAAAGUUUGGCUGGAACUUGGCCGAUGAGAUGGCUUAAAUGAGCAGUAGCUGCUUCCUUACACUCCCAUGCCAUGCUGGGGUAUGUGCAGGAUACCCACGUCCCCAGCAGACAUGGGAUGGUUUCCAAGACCACCUUGGAGCCACUUGGCAUUUCUGAGGAGUAGGCAGACCACUCUCCAGCUGUGUUGUAGGCCCUUGGGAUAAAUCUGGAGCCCUUGGCCAAUUGUUACAUAACUAUGUAUGCUUAAAGGCCUGGAUCUAGGCCAUUCCAUACAGAAAAUGCCUUCCCUUUUUUAGGUGACAGUAGGCCUGAGGGCUUGGAAUAUUUAAUUUUCACCGAUGUAUGCAGUUAAUUACGCGCAUUACUUGAGCUCAAAUCACGAGAUCCUAGCUUUUUGCCUCAGGGACUGGGUCCUGAGUAGUUUUCCCUAGAAUUGGUGUUGAUGGGGGAUUACACAGUGGCUGACUAUUACAGGGAAGAUGAUUUAGUCUCCUUUGUAAAGGAGAAAAAUGAAGACAAAAUUAUAGCUUUGCAAAGAAUUUAAUUUUCUUAGCCUUAACCAUCCCUCAUCAUUUUGAACUGUUGUCCUUAUCAUGUACAAACAUUCCAUAAGUAAACAAAAAUAUUUAUAUAUAUUUGUAUGUACAAAAUGCCUGAAUUUUGGCUCUUGAAGCCAACAAGCAAAACCCACCAAAGUGUAGUCUAUAUCUACAUCUGGUAGAUGUGGUAUAGUCUAUAUCUAUAUCUACAGCUGACUCUCUCUUCCCCCUCAUCUUUUCCUUUUAUUGACUGGAAGUGUAGAGGGUUGGGGAAAGUUAAGAUUUCUCCUUGUUGAAAAAGCAUCUUGCACUUUUUCUGUUACCAUAACCAAGGCAAAGUAAUUAAGGAAGAUAUAGGAUAAUUUUUAAAAGGCUUAAGUUUGUCAUCUGCAGCUCAGCCUGUGUAGAAUUAUUUUCUUUACUGCAAACUGGCUUACUCAGAUUUGGUUCCCCACCUGCUUGUAACAUUAAAGCUUCUCCCUAAUUAAAGCGGGGGAAAAAGUCUCAAAGUAGUGCAAGGAUGCUCAUUAUAGUGUGUGUGUGUCUAAUUGUGCAAUAGCUUGUGAAAUGGUAGUUUGGGUUGUUUGUAGCCUUAAGACAAUCUGCAUAAGAGAUCUGAGAACUCAGUAGUAGGUAAAAUGCAGUCAAAAUGCCAAUCAGGUCACAGAGCAAUGUCUCUAAACUUUUUCAAGGAAAAAAAAAGAAGUUUGACAUUGAAGUGGUGAAGGGAGCACAGCACAGCUCCUUUCUCUCCUGAAUUGAAUUUUCACUGACAUGUACUUCUAAAAACUGAUAAUUACUUGUUCAUGGUAUGCAACCUUUGUUUCAAAGAACCAAGACCAUCAGUAAGACAUACUGACCACCUUCUAUGCACAGUAUUUUCAGGAAAUGUCUGUUGUGCCACGAUCCAUUCUUGGAAAAUAUUUCUUUUCCCAGUGUGUAAUACCACACUUGCCAGAGCUUCGAAGCUACUGGGAAGUGGUUUCCACUGUUGUCUCAGUUGAAAAAUGCUUCAAGGGCUUGCAGGAAUUCUGCCACUUUUUACUUCAGCCCACCUGUACACUUGACAAUAAAUUUAAUAAAUUUAAAGAAAUCUCAUCUUCAUUUUAUGUUUUCUAUUCUCUAUCCCCAACGCUUCUAUAUACAAGUAGUCUAGGAAUCAUAAUUUACAGAAGUACAACUUUGUUUUCUUCAUGUAAUUCCUAGAGAAAAUUGAAUUUAGCAACUCAAAAACAGCAUUCCUGUUCUUUACCUCCAGCUAUAUUUCUGUGGCCUUUUUUUUUUGUCUGAAGAUGUUAUUUUCUCUCUAACAGUUAUUUAGAAGUCUGUCUUGAGCUGGUGAGUAGUGAAAGAAGCCUUCAGUAUCUCAUUCUUCCACGCCUUAGUCCCCUUGUGCUACAGCUGAUUCCACUGACGAGGGGGGAAUUAUGCUGCUCUGAUAAUUCUGUGUAUCUCUGGUACUUUCCAAGCAAGGAUUGCAAAGUGCUGUAACAACCUCCGCACUCGUGAGACAUCAUUAGCUUAUCAAAGCUUCUCCUUUCCUACCAGACACCAAGGCACAGCACACACAGAUAAGGGAGGUGACGAAACUGUAAAGUGGAGUUUGCAUUCCUGCUGAUUAAGGCCAUGUUCUGUGUUUUCAGUGACUUGGUUCUUGUUCAAAAGCGCUUUUCCAAACUAGAAAUGAAAGUAUGCCAAAUAUCGUUUCCCCCUAAGUAAGGGCUGUGGGACUUAGCACAGGUUCCGUCAUACAGGCUGGCAUGAGUCAAAACCAAAUUGCACUAAAGGUAAGAGAAAAUUUGAUAAAACAUAGGAGUCCAAGAAGCCUAGAAGAACUUAGAAGACAUAAAUGGAAAAUCUGAAGCUCUGUAAUAGUCCGGUAUACAGUGUGAAAUUCAGACAAAUAAUUACUGAGUUGAGAAAAGUCACUGAGGCUUAGAUGGAAUAUUAAGUCUUCCAUCCUUUGUUAUGGAGUUUGCCAUGGCACUUUCUUCAUGCUUGGAUUGAUACAAGAUUGGUUGUUUGUAAGAUGAGCUCAUCUCAGUCUGGCUGAGAAAAACAUUCAAGUGUCAAAGGCCUGUUCACAGUUUCACAAGGGCAAGGAACUCCAAGCUCAAAAGAGGUAUAUGUUUGGGCUGCUGUUAACUAGGAUACUUGCACCAGCACAUCAUCUACUCAAAAGCAAGCCUGUCAUCAGUGCUGCUUGAUAUAUAUUCAUUCUUGUCACAAUUCUUCCUAAACUUACCUUUGUUUCCAAAAGCAUCACUGGAAGCACUUCUGUAUCAUCACCUCACUGUUGGGAACAACUCCACUUUGUAAAAAGGAUCUCUUCCUCUUCUUUUGAGUGACAGCUUUGUCUCUGGAAAUCUAGCCCGGGAGAAGCGUCCUGCCCCACGCUUUCCUUGCUUCCCUCAUUCCUUGCAUUUAGAACACAUCCAAAGCAUCCUGCAGGUUCUUGGUCAGUCUGGAAGAGUUGACAAGAGUUGGCCCUUCAGUUUAGUUUUGUAGCAUUGCUUUGCUGGUCCUUUCUGCUAUUUGGCAGGUCUCAGAUGAAACAGGGUAUUGUUUCUGCAGGCUGUUCUGAUUGUAAUCACUGUGAAGGUGUUGACUGCUUUGCCCCAUUAGUGCUGCCCAGCAGGUUUGGAUGGACCCCAAAGAUGUUUCAGCAGCACCACACCCACUGCUCCAACUGGAAUGGCAGUAGUAUUCCUCAACUCUGCAUUGUUGUCAUGAACAGACCUUUGACAGGGUCUGGGGAUAUUCUUUGUAUUUUGCUUUGGUUUUUGAAGCCCUUUCACUCUGAUGGGUUAGGUAUCACGAAAAGGCCUUAAGUGGUAAAUCCCUUUUGUAUCACUCUUUUGAAGUAAUAAUUGCUUGUAUUGGAUGUCAAGGUGGUCCAUGUGAUGUGUAGUGUGAAAACCUUACCCACGAAAGCAUCAUUUGCUGUACCUGAACAACCUUGGUUGCCCGGAGGCCGUGGGUGAGGAGAGGGCUGUCACGCUGUGCUGUGGGACCACGAUGUGGAGGACCUGACUGGGGAAAAAAGCUGGGGAGACACAAGAUCACAAUUUUCAAUCCAAGGUCCUUGGACAAACAGACUUCAUAGUCAAGCUGGUCUCAAAAGUUUUUCUAGGAAAGGAAAAAUGCCAGGCCUGUGUAGUUUGCUCCCAGCCCUGGCAACUCUGUUUCUAAAAUAAACACUCCUGCAAAUGCUUUCACACUUCAAGUGUUUACAGUGUGCUCUGGCCUUCAGAGCACUUCGACCUAUUUCCACUAGUUCCCCCCCAAAAGCCUAGAAAUUGAAAAGCAAAGCACAGUGCACUAGGUUCAGCUGUGCAGAACUCGGACCCACUUGUGUCAAAGUAACUUUGUGAUCUUGUUCUCAAAUAAUAUGUGUCAAGGCAUUUGCAAAACGUGACCGCUGAACAAUUUGCAUGUCUCUAUGAAACAUAGCUGCUCAUUUGAUGGAAAACAGUUUGCAGGUCUCUCAGAGUUAUUUUGCAACCUGGAUUUUUCUUCUAGAUAUGAACCAAUUAUUUGCCUGGCAUUUCAGUACUGAAAUAAAAAAAUAGCUUGAUCCCAUGGUCUGGGGUUGAUAUCAGAGAUAACAAAACUCAGGUUUUAUGCCAGCAGUUAAUCUGAUCCUGUAAAGGUGAGGCUAAUCAGCAUGGUCUGACACAAGGAGGAGUUCAAGGACAAGUGGGUUUGAGAAGGCAGAGGAAGGUUCAGAGGAUGAGUACAUGGAGGGAGAGGAGCCAGGUGAUCCCUUCUAACUCCCAUCAUUCCAGCAUGUAUUUCCCCCUCUCCUGCUGCCUUUGAAUUAAAAGAAAAGGCUGAUGUUUAACAUAACCAGUCUGCACAGCUGAUUUAGUAACACAAACCCUGCUUUAGCUACAUCCCUGGCCUCACUCCAUGCCCUUCCUUAGACUAUAUAUGUUCAGUAGUCAUCAGCCUUGGAGUCACAGCACUGCUGCAUGUCAGCACAGCAUGGAAGCUACAGACUGUGGAAGCACCACAGUAGAAACAGGAACAAUGGGGAUUCCAGAGAAGGAGUCUCCCCCUUGACAUUUUGUUUUAAUUUAUUUUUCAAUGUGUGCAACUUACAUUCCAUCAAAUGCAGUGACAGUUCCAAAUGCGAAGCUGGGCCUUAGCUGGCUGAGUGCUUUCAAGACCACUGGGCUGUGCUCACACCAUCAGCAACUGCGGUUCUGUUGCAAAGUUCCAUAUUCUUUAUAAUUCUAAAGAUUUCUGUUGAAAGCAUAAAUUACAGAGGUAAGGUAUACACUGCAAAUUACUUUUAUUUUUCCGUUUUCUUUUUAAAUAUCUUCUCAGAACAAUUUUAUAACAGUCAAGUCUUUCAGGAAAUGCAGGUGUGUGACCUCUUCACAGUAAGAGACACACAACUGUGUUUCUGCAUGGGACAGGGAACUACUUUUGUGACACCAGUUUUGUUCUACACAAAGGCACGCUUGCAAUAAAUUUUUACAAGUUUUGUACACCAUAAGCUGAAUUCUGAGUUCCAAAAAUGUGAAGUGUGGCAACAAUAACAAAAUGGAUUUAUAGUAUCACUCUGAUAUCUUGUCAUGUGAUUUAUUUCUUCAACAAAGUUUGUUUACAAUCAACAACUUUGAAAUACAGUCAGAUAUAUUACCCGUU